CGAAGCAGCCGGCGGGACCGACGCGAGCGGGAAGGGGGCAAAAUGGCGACUGCCGCCCAGGUGCGCGAGAACAUCCAGAUGCUGCUGGAGGCGGCCGAGUUCCUGGAGCGGAGAGAGCGAGAAGCUGAGCAUGGCUAUGCUUCUAUGUUACCUUACAGCACCAAGGACAGAGAUGUCUUAAAACGAAGAAACAAGUCCAAGAAAUACAGCAGUAGUAGCAGAUCAACUCACAAUGAAAUGGAGAAGAACAGACGUGCUCAUCUGCGGUUGUGUCUGGAGAAGCUUAAAGGGCUGGUGCCCCUGGGACCGGAAUCCAGUAGACAUACUACGCUGAGUUUACUAACAAAAGCGAAAUUGCACAUAAAGAAACUUGAAGACUAUGACAGAAAAGCAGUACACCAAAUAGAUCAGUUGCAACGAGAACAGCGGCACCUGAAAAGGCAGUUGGAGAAACUGGGCAUUGAGCGAAUAAGAAUGGACAGUGUAGGGUCAACAGUUUCUUCUGAGCGAUCAGAUUCAGACAGAGAAGAAAUUGAUGUGGAUGUGGAAAGCACAGACUAUCUAACGGGUGACCUGGACUGGAGCAGCAGCAGUCCAAGUGAUUCAGAUGAAAGAGGAAGCCUGCAGAGUGUCUGCAGCGAUGAGGGGUAUUCAAGCGCCGGCAUUAAGAGAAUAAAGCUGCAGAACAAUCUUAAGGCCUGUCUCAGUCUAUAAGGAGCCAGUCGCCUUUUCCUCAUCCAUUGCUGUUUCCUUGUUGGAUCCUACUAGGUAGUAUGUUGGACCGUCCCACAAUUCUCUUGCACGUAAACUUCUUGUACCACCAACAUUACCAAAAUCUGCUUUGCCUAAGUCUGAAAACAGUGCAUAGGGUUGUGGGUUACAAGCUACUCUCUGGAGCACACAUCUGAUGGCAUCCACUAGCUUCUCUUUUCUGUCAGUAAACUCAUCUCUAUGAGACUGAACAUUCCAAUCAAAUUUCUAAGAACCCAAGAAUAUUGUUGCAGUAAUAGCAACAAACACUUUUUGCCUGUGCUGCUAUUGCUUAACAUUCUAGAAGAACCUUUUCACCAUGAGGUGGGAAGAUGGGAGAUCAUAAAGUAAGGUGUUUGGAAACUGUAGCCAGACUAGCCACUAUUCCUCAAAUGUGACCUCUAUAGGAGAAAUUCUGCUUUCUUGUCAUUCAGAGCUGAAAAUUGGCAUUGACAGAUAUACAAAGCAUUGUAAGUUUCUGCUAGGGAAUUAUGCAGUGGAACUUCCCAACCACUGAAGUGUCCCAAGCAAAUGCAGUUGUAACAUAGCCGUCUCUGAGGCACUCCUGCCAGCAUGGAAUCAAAGCUCCCUUUGGAUUUGAAAUGCUGAGCCACCCUUCUCAGUAAGUCCCACAGAGCUAGGUUUGAGAUUGGCAAUGGAGAGAUUAAAAUGAAGUUUGGCAGAAAUAUUUCAGGAAUAGAAUUGUGCUGGAGCGGGUUGGAGGGGGUGUGUUUUUUCUUUUCACUUUUAGCUGAUUACCCUAUUAGGGUGCCUUCGCUCAAACACAUCUCUAUACCUUUGUGUCAAAAGACCAAAUACUACUCCUGUGCAAUCUUUAUUAUAAUGUCUUUGCAUCGACAGCAACGUUGACCUUUUGUUCCUAGCAGCUUUUGUAGCUGCUAAUUCCUGCUUCUUGUCUCUGGGACAAUUAUUUCUACCUCAGAGAGAUGAACAAAGCUGAUCUCAAUCCCUUUAGCACAAAAGAAUUAUGCCUCAUUUGUAUACUUGGUUCUAGUCCAAUUUGUUUACUUAAAAAUUCAGCAAUAACCGAGUGACGAAGUUAGCUGUGCUAGCUUUGAGUUAAUGACUGAGGAGACGGCAUUAAAGUAAUUCUGUGGUGCCCUCUUAGCAUUCUAGCACUUCCUUGCCUGUUUAAAUUAUUUGGUAGCCCUCUGAAAGUGGCUUCAGUGGGGAUUUUGGGUUUUGACCAUCAGGCUUUCCUCUUUUCUGCCCCCCCUUUCGCACAGUCUUGGGUGUCCCAUGUCAACAGCAUUCUUCACGUAACCUAUAUAGAGCACACACAAAUGUACAUAACAUGUGGUCUAUAAAUAGUAUUUAUUCAUUUUUAUAUAUAAAGUUAAUGUAAUAUGAACUUGUGCUUUUAUAGAUGUUUAGGAAACUUUAUAUGUCAUGGUCUACUAACUGAGAUGUCCUUAGUCUCCUUCUUUUUCCUUUGAACAUUAAUAUUGUCCGUCCCCACCCAACCCCCUUGGCCAACUCCUAAUGGCUUUUAAUUUUGAUUUUCCAUAUGCAGCUAUAGCUGCCACCCAGCACUUAGAGGACACCUGAGAGCCAGUUAAGCAACUUAAUGUCACUUCACUUUAAAAGGGCUGUGUAGCUUAUUUAGCUUCUAAUUCAGGCUUACUUGCAGGUUAUGGCGGAGCUGCCAAAAUCCACUGUCAAAGUUCUAAACAACAUAAAAAUACAUUUUGAUUUUUUCCCCUCAAGAAGCUUGAAGCUAUCUCUGGAUAAAUGUUUUAGAUGGGAAGUGGGGCUAGUGGAUUGCUAAAGAUCUCCAAAGUUAUUUCUUUUGAGUGUGCUAUCUUUUUUUUUUUUUUAAAAAAAAAUGCAGCUGGAAUUUUCAGAUGUCCAGCAGACUUGCACUGAACUCCUACUUGUCGGAGGCCACCUUGCAUUUAUAAGCUGGCUUUGAGUCCAAGCAGAAAAACUUCAGACCUGUGAACUUCAAAGAAGUUGAGUAGCUGCACUCUGAGAUCCUUUGUUCCGACAUGUUUUUGCCCAAGACCUUUGAGCUUCUGUUUUAUUAAUGAGUUGCAUAAACUAUCUCACAUAUUCAACUCCAUGUUGCCACCUUAAGGUUCAAAGUAACUUCAGAUUUUGGGGGCAUUUUGGUGGGGUAAAUUUAAACUACAAAUUUGUGUACUUUACUUUAGAAGUAAUGAGUCUUAAGGAUUCAGUCUAAUGUGUUUUUUAAUUGAUGUGCCUUUUAUGACUUAAUUAUAACUGGGCACAGUCCACCUGACUUCUCCUGGGUACUGCCCCUUCUCUUCCUCCUUCCCUAACAAUAUCUAAACAAGUGGAAGUAGCAGACACAUCCAUGGUUGUAUGCAGCUGCUUUCAUUUUAGUGGACUUUGAACAGGAGAAAUUCCUAGUGGAUUGUGCCCAUCCUCUUUUUUUUUUUUUUUUAGUAAAAUACUGUGGGAUUUUAUUCUAUUUUAUUUUGAUGUCCCUAUUGUGAAUCAGUAAUUAAUCUUUGCACUGUCUGGAUGUGGUCCUUGGAUGGUACAGAAAAUAGUGAACUUUGCAAGUCAUGCACUAAUGUCAAAACUAACCUAAAGAGGUAUGUGGUGUUUCAGAAACAUCUAGAUAAGUAAAAUAAAUUGUCCUGUGGGCUCCAGGGACAUCUUUUAAUGUCUUGGCUAGGACUAGUCUUGGCAGCUCCAAACUUCUGUGGUCCUCUUUGCUAUUCACCCAGCCCACCCCUCAGAUAGCUGUACCUACUUCAAGUCUGGAGAAAUAGCCCCAAUUGUCUAUGUGGCCUCCAGUAAUGUCCAACCUCCUGCCCACAACUUUAGUGAGGUUUGCAUAGCAAAGGUGCGAUGCAUAACCACACAAAUUUUCCUUUCUAACCACAUGAGCUGAAGUUUCAUACACUGCCAGAGUGGCAUGGGAGCAGCUAUGGAAGUAGCAGCAACCAUGGCGCUUCGGUAAUGUGUAAACUGGGCCAUAGAAGUGUAACAUUCUGGUCCAGCCAGCCUUUCUCUCGAAUUCACUGAUCCACCAGCAUUAUUAUUCAAUAAGCUUCAGAAAAUUAAUUUUGUAGGUUGUUAAAAGGGAGCUGGGGUUGUUUCUGUGCCUGCGUUUGCAGCUGGAAGUCGUGUGUAUGCUUAAAAAGGUCACAAUGCUGUUGCACUUGGUAACUUUCUGUGCACACAGUAGAUAGGGAGCACACUUGAUUGGAAAUGGAAAUCCAAAAUUUGUGCUCUUAUUGAUCAGAAAUAAAUAUGGGUGUCAGAGUGACAGUCUGAAGUAUCUUAAAAGUAUUGUCUGUACCUGAUGAACCUUUUUCCUGAGUGUUGAACACCCAGAUCUUUUAUUAUGGUAUUGUCUUUGUUUUGUUUUUUAAUAAAGCGGAGCUUUCAAGGUGCUGAACUUUUUUCCAGGGUUGGUUUUUGAUCCAAAUUCAGAGCACUUAUUUGAGAUGUACAAUUAGGUGCCACAAACUUUUCCAGCCUCUUGCAAGAUUCCAGAGCUCUGGGCAUUAGCAGUCUGCGUGCUGCCAAAUGCCAUUUUAGCACUUUGUUCUCACAAUAGGGCCCUUCUCUCGUUCCCCCAAACCCCCAUCUGUCUUGUUUCUCUCCAGAAUUAAAUAUCUGCAAUAGCAAACACAGCCAGAAAGAGGAAGCCCUGUGUUCUCUGGGAGGGAGGGGUGAAUGGGGCUGGGGGAGGGAUUUUAAGUGCUCACUGCCUAAUUAGAGUAAACAGGCAUCUGGUGUAAAGUGUAGCAAUAUAUUGGGACUCAGAGUCCUCAUUUUGCCCCCUUGGUAACAAUUUUCAGGUUUUGACACUUACUGUAUUGGGAUGAAUUCUGCUUUUUAUAUCUAGUUAUGCAUUUGCUCCCCUGCUGACAUAUAUUGUGUUCUUUCUCUCUUGCUGCAUUCAUCUGAGAGAGAUUUUUUUUUUUUGCUUUCAGUUGAUGCAAGUGGUUGGUUUCACUAUGGCCAUCUGAAGCUCUUUGAACAGCUAUGUGAAUCAGUUAUGCUUUUGGUUUGGAGGGAAAGCUGUCCCAAAUUACUGAGCAAACAAAAUCUUUUAUGCUCCUAUGUCUGUGUACCAAGACUUACUUUAGCAAACUUGUUUGUUUUGAAUAUUAUAAUCUGGUUGAACGACACGUAAGAGUCAGCUUGUCCCUGGCUGUCAUCUGCUGGAGGGCUUAGUUAUGCUUGCUGAAACAUAGCUGUUCCCUUCUUAGGUGCCCAAAGAUUUGACCCACCUGGAGGAGUUUGGCUUUAUGUUUGUGCAGUUCUUUUUGAUUGACCUAGGAACUUUCAUCAAAUAGGUGCUCUUGACAACACUUGCUGUUUUGAACUCUUGAGUUUAGUUUUGGAGUCUUCCAAAUAAAAAUGAAGCCUAAACAGGAGAGCAGCAGACAGGGGGAAAUAGAAAUUCAGUUUCCAGAUGUUCAGUUCCUAAUGUAAAUACCACGUUAUUGCAAAUCCUGUGUCAAGACCAUAUAAUGGUGCUUUUUAUUACAGUUAGCACAUGCAUUUUUAGAAACUACAUGUUUUAGACAACCUUGCUGUGUAUAUGUAUACUUCUGUAUUGUUCAACUGUUAGAAAAUAAAUUAUUUCAUUAUUAAA
This is a messenger RNA of Elgaria multicarinata webbii, 5353 nucleotides long. It is a transcript of the gene MXD1, whose product is annotated as MAX dimerization protein 1. The record is from RefSeq and is a predicted model, not a curated record. Gene Ontology annotation, molecular function: protein dimerization activity; RNA polymerase II cis-regulatory region sequence-specific DNA binding; DNA-binding transcription factor activity, RNA polymerase II-specific. Lineage: Eukaryota; Metazoa; Chordata; Lepidosauria; Squamata; Anguidae. Gene Ontology annotation, biological process: negative regulation of transcription by RNA polymerase II. The transcript has 6 exons. Bases 43 to 714 code for a protein of 223 amino acids.